AUGUCCUCCUCAAACCCCCAGUUGUUAAAAACAACAGCUAAACCCCACCCCACUCCCGGUCCAACCAAUCCACGCACCAACCUCGUGACAAUCGACACCCUAAUAAAUAUCCUCUCCAAAUCCCUCCUCCACCCUUUCAUAGCCUGGGUACUCGUCCUCUGCCUGCGUGCCCAGGUAACACCAUCGACAGAUCCAGCCUGGAUCCUCACCGUGAGCUAUGCAACGGUCUUGACAGUUCUCUUCAUCGCGCGGGUUAUCAAUCAGCGCGCCGCCCACGGCGCCCCGCGUACAGUUAAUUUCGAGAAUGAGGUUGUGGUCAUCACUGGCGGAGCGAGUGGGUUGGGUCUGUUGAUUGCACAAAUGUAUAGUAUGCGCGGGGCGAGCGUCGCUGUGCUGGAUAUUAAGGUUGUUCCGGAAUAUAGCCGAGAAGAGGUCUUUGGGGAGGGUGUUUUGUAUAUUACAUGUGAUGUCGCGGAGAGAGGCGCAUUGGAGGUUGCGAAGGGGACGAUUUUGAAAGAGCUAGGAACACCAACGAUCGUUAUCAACUGUGCCGCGGCCAGGAUCAACGGCCUUCCGUUCCUUGAUCUGCCAGCGGGCGCAUUCGAAAAAACCAUCCGCACUAAUCUCCUGGCGGCUUUCCAUCUAUACCAAGUCUUCUUGCCUGGGAUCAUGGCGGCAGAUAACGGAGGAACCCUUGUCACAAUCAGCUCCGUGCUAGGCCAACUGAGUGCCGCAGGACUGUCAGACUACGCAGCAAGCAAAGCUGGACUUAGCGCGCUGCAUCGGACGAUAGAAGCGGAAACCCGGGGGAACCCGUUGAUCAAGACGUUGCUGGUGGAAAUUGGGCAGAUGUCGACGCCGUUGUUCGACUGGGUGCGAGCGCCGAACCAUUUCUUUGCGCCAGUUUUGGAACCGGUCGAGGUUGCCCGGGAGAUGGUAGCAGCGAUUGAUAGCGGUCGAGGUGGUGUGAUCAGAUUGCCUUUUUAUGCAAAGCUCGUGAAUUGGUAUGCCGUGCUACCCGCUACGGUGCAGCGGGUUGCGAGAUAUCUGAGUGGAAUAGAUGCUGCUGUGACUAAAAGCCGGCAGGUAUCUGGGAAGACAGAUUUUUGA
Penicillium griseofulvum is the source of this 1110-nucleotide messenger RNA. RefSeq names its product Short-chain dehydrogenase/reductase SDR. The record is from RefSeq and is a predicted model, not a curated record. NCBI's taxonomy places the organism in Eukaryota, Fungi, Ascomycota, Eurotiomycetes, Eurotiales, Aspergillaceae. Gene Ontology annotation, molecular function: oxidoreductase activity, acting on the CH-OH group of donors, NAD or NADP as acceptor. The transcript has 2 exons. The coding region runs from base 1 to 1110 and encodes 369 amino acids.